Apodemus sylvaticus (European woodmouse) is the source of this 734-nucleotide messenger RNA. It is a transcript of the gene Lmo3, whose product is annotated as LIM domain only 3. Gene Ontology annotation, biological process: positive regulation of transcription by RNA polymerase II. Gene Ontology annotation, cellular component: nucleus. The transcript is spliced from 3 exons. NCBI's taxonomy places the organism in Eukaryota, Metazoa, Chordata, Mammalia, Rodentia, Muridae. The record is from RefSeq and is a predicted model, not a curated record. Gene Ontology annotation, molecular function: DNA-binding transcription factor binding; transcription coactivator activity. Bases 4 to 441 code for a protein of 145 amino acids.
CAAAUGCUCUCAGUUCAGCCAGACACCAAGCCGAAAGGUUGUGCUGGCUGCAACCGAAAAAUCAAAGACCGUUAUCUCCUAAAGGCACUGGACAAAUACUGGCAUGAGGAUUGCCUGAAGUGUGCCUGCUGCGACUGUCGUUUGGGAGAGGUGGGCUCCACCCUGUACACGAAAGCUAACCUUAUCCUUUGUCGCCGAGACUACCUGAGGCUGUUUGGUGUGACGGGAAACUGUGCUGCCUGUAGCAAGCUCAUCCCUGCCUUUGAGAUGGUGAUGCGUGCCAAGGAUAACGUGUACCACCUGGACUGCUUUGCCUGUCAGCUUUGCAAUCAGAGAUUUUGUGUUGGAGACAAAUUUUUCUUAAAGAAUAAUAUGAUCCUCUGCCAGACAGACUACGAGGAAGGCCUGAUGAAAGAAGGCUAUGCACCCCAGGUCCGCUGAUCCCGCAGUGUCACCCCUAGCAACGCAAAGCCCUACAUCUUUCUAUCUUUUUUGCUCACGUGUACAUAAGAAUCAAUCGACACAGAAACCUACUAAAUAGGUUAGCGGUAGGACAGCAGGAUGGCCAUGCGGAAGACAAGGCGGACUGCAUCUAUAUGUAGUGAAAUUGCCCCCGUUCAAGAGUUGAAUGUCCAUUAUUAAAGAGAGAAGUAAUGUAUAUAUUGCCGGGUUUCUUUGCUUGCCGUUCGUUUUUGUGUCGCUUGGCAUGAGAUGUUUAUUUUGGACUAUUGUAU